CCCGCAUGGUGGUGAGCUUGGACCAGUCGCGUGGGGACUGACGUACUUUCCACUUGUCACGAACUCCAGGCAGGCCCCAAUACCACUUCUUCUUGACGCGUUUCAUAGCCCAUCACACAACAGGACUCGUGCGCAUACGCGUUGCAUCCACAUAUACACAUUACAGCCUUGUUUUCUCCAGGACUGCCUGAAACAGAGGCUGCCUAAACAUGGCGACAGACUUUCCAGACCCAACGCCCAUAAAUCUCAACAGGAUGCUAUCGCGGCUAGAGCACAACAUCCUGAUCGAACCUGCACCUGAACUCCGGAAGUCACCGUACACGCGCGCAAGAACAAGAGCGAAUGUCGAACACGCGCGCACACUACUCCUCAAUCUCGAGCAUUCCGCAUCCUCCCUUCCCUCUAAAACCAAAAAGUCCGCCCUCCAGACCAACCUGCAGAAGAAGCGCGACCUCAUCAAACAGCUGAAUCAGCGCCUAUACGAGCUUGACCAGCUCGACGACUCAGAAUCGGACGGUUCGGUGGACUCAGAGGAGGAAGAGGACAACUUCCCUUCGUAUGCACCGCAUAGGGCCGCAGACGCCGGGCUCGAGGUCAACUCAACUGAUGGGGAAGGCAACGAAAUGCUCCAAAACGCGGCACGAGGUCUUUCAAACGAAUUGCGGCGGCGAGCUGGUGCGCAAGACGCAGAUACAUUAGCCACGGGUAACUCACUGUUCCCUUCGAAAGCUAAAACAACAACGGGCGAGGCACAUACCGACGCCGUCUUGUCAGAUCACAGAAGCGAGCAGGAGACCCUGGAGACAAGCCUACUCGACAUGGCGAAGCAAUUGAAGCAGCAGUCACUGCACUUCCAUCAGACACUCGAAGGGGACAAGAGCGUCGUAGAUCGCGCUCUGUCAGGGCUAGACAAGAACGCGCUGGGCAUGGAGGCAGCAGGCCAAAAGAUGGGUACGCUCAGACGAAUGACCGAAGGCAAGGGCUGGUGGGAUCGCAUGAAACUAUACGCUCUGAUCUUUGGGCUAUGGGUUUUUGCCUUCUUGAUCGUAUUCGUGGGGCCAAAAAUCAGAUUCUAGCAGCUGUUGUCGCAACGGCAAUUGUCGGUGAAUUGCAUCAAGAUACCCAAUACACAAGUCGCGUAUGCGACAUCUACGCAGCUUCAGACACAGGCCGAUCCGCCGAUCUGGACCGCGCCUCAUCCUGCGUCCCCAUCUCUUGGCACCGUCGAUCUUCCGUCCCUGUUUUGGAUGCAACCAAAGCACAACAACUUCACUUGCAGCUUUUUCUGCCACCUCGGUCCUCAUAUCUCUACCACGACAUGGCUAUGG
Messenger RNA from Paraphaeosphaeria sporulosa, 1328 nucleotides. Its product is annotated as synaptobrevin. Gene Ontology annotation, biological process: retrograde vesicle-mediated transport, Golgi to endoplasmic reticulum. Bases 210 to 1076 code for a protein of 288 amino acids. Gene Ontology annotation, molecular function: SNAP receptor activity. The record is from RefSeq and is a predicted model, not a curated record. The transcript has 3 exons. Gene Ontology annotation, cellular component: SNARE complex; endoplasmic reticulum. NCBI's taxonomy places the organism in Eukaryota, Fungi, Ascomycota, Dothideomycetes, Pleosporales, Didymosphaeriaceae.